Messenger RNA from Cetraspora pellucida, 462 nucleotides. The record is from the annotation of a GenBank genome assembly. NCBI's taxonomy places the organism in Eukaryota, Fungi, Glomeromycota, Glomeromycetes, Diversisporales, Gigasporaceae.
GAUUUAGACUUUUUUCAAACAAGAAAUAUACCAAUUGCGCUAUUUGUCUUUUCUCGAAUUGAACGUAUGCAAGAAAUAUUAUUAAAUGGAAUAACCAACCCACAAUUCACAGAUGAAAUGGCUGUUUAUAUAAGUCAAAAUCACCUGAAUAUCAACUAUUUUAAGGAAAUUUUUGAACAGGCUUUUAACUUGACAUAUACUAAAUUUACAAAACAUGUUAGACAACAUGAUGCACUACUACUUUUUAAAAGUAUUCAAUGCUUCAAUCCUCAAUUUAUUCAUCAAUCUACUUUAAGACACAAUUUGUCAGAUUAUUCAAAUAUUCCUGAAUUUCAACAUCCAUCAAAUAGAUUAAUCGAUGAAUGGAAAGUUUAUUGUAAAAUGGAUGAAAAUUUUGAUAUUAAUAAUGAAUUUAGUUUGAUUUUAGAAAAUUAUUGGAAAGAUAAAUUAUAUACUUUACCU